GCAAGGUAUGUGAAGCUCAUUCAUUGUUAGCGCCUCAUUAAUACUCAGUCCACGGGAUUUAUGUCUCAGCAUGAGUUCGAGUGCACAGACUGCCGAGGAGUGCUGAAGUUUGAGAGUCUGACUGGGAUUACACUAUCAAAUGUACUUUUUUAAGCAAGGUGUGAAGCAGUGAGUCAUUCCGUAUCAAACACCUGCACCAGUAUAAAUGAGUUAACCUCACUACAUCCCGGACAAGACCCCCUAUUCAUCCAUAUACAUUCAGCUGGAAUCAUUAGAUGUGGAAAAGAACACCAUGUUCUCGAUCGGCCGAACCUGCCUCAGAGGAAUCUACAGUUGUCAAUGGAACAGUCAAAACAGAAGACAAAAUAGGGCUUGCUGGUGGUUCUCCUUUCUGUCUUUUGUGUCCAUACUUGCCCUGAGUUGGAUGUACAUUUGUUUUAUUGCCUUCAACGACCACGAUGAUGUAAACUGGCUUGCCUUCAAAACCUUAAAAAAAUGGGUGAACUGGUACAUGAUAGUGAUGGUCGUUUCUGCUGUGCUGGCCACAUACUUCCUCUUUCUGCUGGUAUUUGGAUUGCUGCAUUUAGUAAUCAGAGAGCCCUUGAAUUUACACUGGCUGCAUAAGGUGUUUCUGUUUUUAGGUCUCCUUACUGUUGCUUUAGGCACAGCUGGAUUUUGUAUAAAAUGGGAAGAGGAGUGGAAAACUGUCUAUAUGUCAUUUCAGGCCACUGCUCCUUUCCUGCAGCUGGGUGCUGUGGUGGCUUUGACCUUGAUCAGCUGGCUGGUGUUCCAGAGUUAUCAUAGAGCAAAAACAGCUGCUUGUAAGGUUUUUAUAAUGAUGACCUUCCUGGUAGUGUCUGCUGCUGUGUUCCUCUGUCCUCUUGCAAUCUGCUCUCCAUGCAUUACCAAUAAUCUUCCCCCAAAACCGGCCCUCGUCGGACACCGCGGUGCUCCGAUGAUGGCUCCAGAGAACACCAUGAUGUCAUUCAGGAAGAGUAUGGAGUGUGAUGUGGUGGCAUUUGAAACAGAUGUGCAACUCAGCAAGGACAUGAAGCCUUUUCUUAUGCAUGACAAUGGUUCAAGCUUUUUGCUGCGAACAACUGAUGUGAAGGAUAAGUUUUUAGGUCGAGAUGGCGACAUGAACACUAACUUCACAUUGCAAGAGUUACAGACUUUAAAUGCAGGCGAAUGGUUUGUAAGGACAGAUCCAUUUCAGUCAGUGUCAUCGCUCUCAAAGGAAGAGAAGAUGGAAGCUAACAACCAGACAGUACCAUCUCUUUCUGAGCUCUUAGUCAUGGCCAAAAAGCAUAACGUCUCCCUCAUAUUUGACCUAAAAAACGAGAAAAACUCAACAGGAUUCCACAACAGUGACUCUUACUACAUCACUGAAACGAUCAAAAAAUCAGACAUCUCACCGGACAAGAUAUGGUGGCUUCCUCCAGAAUAUAGACACGACGUGAGAAACAUUGCACCAGGGUUCAAGCAGGUGUAUCAUAAUGAACAAGACAUGAAUGCGGCUGGUGGAAGCUUUCUGAAUAUGAAAUACAGUUCACUGAAUGCUCACGAAAUAAGUGAGCUGCGGGAAAAAAACGUGUCCGUGAAUCUGUGGGUUGUAAAUGAGCGCUGGCUCUUCUCAUUACUGUGGUGCUCCGGGGCCAGUUCAGUGACCACCAAUGCUUGUCACAUCCUCAAAAACAUGUCUAAGCCUGACUGGCAUCUGGAGCCUAAUAUCUACAUGGGAAUAUGGAUCUCGGUUGACGUGAUAUCGUGGCUGUUGAUGUUUGGCCUGUUUCUCUGGCAAAGCAGGAGGAGGAACCAUGUUUUUCGUCAGAAUACAAGCGAGAGAAGUGUCCCCCUGCUUCCUCGCUGAAUGAUACCAUCCCUGACACGACAGGGCGUUUCCUUGGUUCACUUUUUGAAGGAUUGUAUCUGGGCAUUAUAAGAAAACCACACCAUAUUAAAUGUUAUGCAGUAAAUUUA
Molecule: messenger RNA, 1980 nt
Organism: Sinocyclocheilus rhinocerous
Lineage: Eukaryota; Metazoa; Chordata; Actinopteri; Cypriniformes; Cyprinidae
Product: glycerophosphoinositol inositolphosphodiesterase GDPD2
Exons: 15
Coding region: 293-1870 (525 amino acids)
Biological process (GO): lipid metabolic process
Cellular component (GO): plasma membrane
Molecular function (GO): glycerophosphodiester phosphodiesterase activity
Source: RefSeq, a predicted model, not a curated record